AACAACGCCAAAUUUCGUUCCUCAUAAGUCUUGGUAUUAUUCCUAUGUUAUCAAGAGACAAAUUUCAAGUAUUGCACCGGUAAUUGUUAACCAUGGAGAAGAUACUAAUAAACAUCAAGAGACAACCCGUCAGUUUAUAAUACCAGAGAAUCAAGCGUGGAGUUGUUUAUCAAUAGGACAGAAAAUAGGUCGCGAGUCUCUAAUAACUUCAUCGUGUAAUGAAAAUCGUUUUAAACUUCAUAGUGCGAAAGGUGCCGACCUUGAAUGGCCAUUGCGAAAACAUCCUAAAGAAAAAAGAAAAGCCAAAGAGGCAAGUUAA
Molecule: messenger RNA, 319 nt
Organism: Funneliformis mosseae
Lineage: Eukaryota; Fungi; Glomeromycota; Glomeromycetes; Glomerales; Glomeraceae
Source: the annotation of a GenBank genome assembly